AUGCUCGUGUUUCGAACGUUGCUGGUGAGCCAUCAACAGGUGCUGACACUGAGCUGCUCGGAGCAGCUGAUGCAGGCGAACGCAGCCACCCAGCUCUUUGAGGGCCUGCCAACCAAAGUGAUCCUUGUGCCGAACGAGCAGAACAACUACAACAGGGUGACCGGUGGAGCACGGGCGCCAGUGGGAGCAGAAAGACUAACGUCAGAGCAUUGGCAUCCGGAAUGGCAGGGAUGUGCUGUGGACGGGGCAAGUUUGAGCUUCGCUUGCAGCCUUGUGAGGAAAAUCUGCCAGGUCAAUGGCCUCAACGAGAAGAUCAAGGUGCCCGAGUUGAAGAACUGCCUCCUGGAGCUUUUCUCCAGCUACGGCGAGGUCAUUGAAAUCGUUGCAGCUGCCAGUCUCAAAAAGAAGGGUCAGGCCUUUGUUGUCUUCAGAGACAUUUCUUGCGCCACGAAUGCGCUUCGAUCUUUGAACGGCUUCGUGUUUUUGGACAAGCCCAUGAAGAUCAACUACUGCAGGACGAAGUCGGACGUCGUAGCACACGAGGACGGCACUUGGAAACCUCGUGCGAAGCUUGAAGCCCAAAAGGAGGAAGCAAAGAGGGCGAAGACGGCGCCAGCACUCGUAGCCCCGAAGAGCGUAGCGCCAAAAAUGGCAGCCCACCCUGCAGCGGAGGGAGGAGGAGCAGAUGGUCAGCCUUCCAACGUGCUCUUCGUGGAGAAUCUACCAGCAGAGGUGAACGAGCUCAUGCUCACCAUGCUAUUUAGGCAGUAUCCCGGCUUUCAAGAGGCGCGACUCAUCAAGGGUCGCAAUGUGGCCUUCAUCGAGUACUCCGACGAGUUGCAGGCCGGAAUUGCAAAGCAUGGUCUGCAGGGCUUCAUGGCCACGAGCUUAAAGCCUUCUCGAAUCAACCACACAAAGUGCAUCCCAUCAGGGCACCAUGAUCACACGACGGCACACAUUACGAAUACAGUUGUGGUCUAUCACCGCCGGUUUGUUGUGGGGUCCUGCACGAAGAAAUGA
This is a messenger RNA of Symbiodinium natans, 1020 nucleotides long. The record is from the annotation of a GenBank genome assembly. NCBI's taxonomy places the organism in Eukaryota, Dinophyceae, Suessiales, Symbiodiniaceae.